Messenger RNA from Alligator mississippiensis (American alligator), 4664 nucleotides. It is a transcript of the gene CCBE1, whose product is annotated as collagen and calcium binding EGF domains 1. The transcript is spliced from 12 exons. Lineage: Eukaryota; Metazoa; Chordata; Crocodylia; Alligatoridae. The record is from RefSeq and is a predicted model, not a curated record. Bases 378 to 1685 code for a protein of 435 amino acids. Gene Ontology annotation, molecular function: calcium ion binding.
CGCCGGGGGAAGCCGCGGUCCCCGGGGCCGGGCGGGGAGCGCGGGCUGCGGGGACGGCGCCGCUCUCCCUGCGACCUCUUCCCCGUCUACCCCCCGCAUCUGGCUACCGCAGUCUCCGCCGGCUCCGGCCACAGCUGGCUGCUGCAGUCCGCCCCGCGCUGCCACAUCUGGACCGCCGGGGUUUCCCCCCACCCCCGCCUUCCAUCCUCCCCCUGUUACCUCGGCCACAUCUGGCGGCCGCAUCCUCCCCCCUCACCCCCAGCGGGCCGCAUCUGGCGGGCGCUGUCCCCUUGUCCCCGCCCCCGGGAACAUCUGGCCGGGCGGGAGCAGGGCCGAGCGCCGCCGCCGCCGAGGCAGAGGAGCCGCCGGAGCCCCCGAUGGUGCCGCGGCGCAGCCGGGGAGGUGCGAGGCGCCGCAGCCCGGCCCCGCUGCUGCUCCUGCUGCUCUUGGCGCCGGGGCCGGGGCACGCCUGGACCUACCGCGAGGAGCCGGAGCGCAGCGACAGGGAGGUCUGCUCCGAGAGCCACGUGGCCACCACCCGCUACCCCUGCGUGCGGCCCUCGGGCGAGCUCGCCACCUGCUUCAGGAAAAAAUGCUGUAAGGGUUAUAAAUUUGUGCUUGGACAAUGCAUCCCUGAAGAUUAUGAUGUGUGUGCAGAGGCUCCUUGUGAACAGCAGUGCACAGAUAACUUUGGGCGAGUUUUGUGUACAUGUUAUCCUGGAUACCGGUACGACCGUGAGAGACAUAGGAACAGAGAAAAACCCUAUUGCUUAGAUAUUGAUGAGUGUGCCACAAGCAAUGGGACUCUCUGCUCUCAGAUCUGCAUCAACACUGCAGGCAGCUACCGGUGUGAGUGCCAUGAAGGCUAUAUCCGAGAGGAUGACGGGAGGACCUGCACCAAAGGAGAUAAAGCUGGGCUCUCUGAGAAGGCCGACAAUGCAGUGAAACCAGGAGCUUGCUGUGCCUCAUGCAAAGAGUUUCACCAAAUAAAGCAGACAGUUUUACAAUUGAAGCAAAAGGUUGCUUUGCUACCAAACAAUGCUGGUGACCUUAGCAAACACAUCACUGGUGAAAAGGUGCUUGCUUCCAAUGCCUACAUACCAGGCCCACCUGGCCAGCCAGGGCACCGAGGCCCUCCAGGAGCCCCAGGACCAAAGGGAAGCCAAGGAUUUCCUGGAUCACCUGGACCGCCAGGUGAACCAGGUCCUCGAGGAUCAAUGGGCCCCAUUGGACCAUCUCCUGACAUAUCACAUAUUAAGCAGGGCAGACGAGGCCCGAUGGGUCCACCAGGAGCACCAGGGAGAGAUGGCAGCAAGUUGGCUGCUUACCCAAUGCAUCAGCUCUUCAGCCAGACAACUACACUCAGAGCUGUGCUGAGUGGAGAAAAAGCUCUGUGGCCUGUACUCUUGGCUUGGGGGGAGAGAGGAGCACCAGGACCAAAAGGGACACCUGGCCCUCCAGGCUCAUUUGACUUCCUGCUGCUGAUGAUGGCAGACAUCAGAAAUGACAUUGCUGAGCUGCAGGAAAGAGUGUUUGGACACAGGACUCACUCAUCAACGGAGGAAUUUCCCUUACCUCAGGAAUUCAUGAACUAUCACGACACGGUAGAUUUGGGCUCUGGAGAAGACUACAGACAAAGGACUGCACCCAGGGACCCCAGGACAGAGAAAGCAGCCCAUCAUUAGCCAGGCUUGGUUAAACGUGCCCAAGAAAACUGUGUAGAGCUGUACAGAAAAAAUGCACUGAUGAUAUAAAUCAUUACAUUACUGUCCAGGUUUUUUUUUUAAACAGAACAGGAGAGAUACAAGAGAAGACACAAGAGCAAGAAGAGCUGGAGAGGAAGAGCAGGCAUCACUGAGAUGGCUUAGCUUGUUAUAAACAAAAUCAAUCACUGCUUGACAUAAGCGGUCUGAUUCUGAUCCCACUUUCAUUGGUGCUGGGCAGGGUCAAAGGAGUACAAAGGACAACCUUCCCUCCCCCCAUGCAUGGCACCCUCCUGCCUUCUAAGCAGAGAGGGAAUCAUGUUUGCAAGUGGGAAUGAAGUAUUGAAAAGGCAUUCAUUCCUUACAUGUCUCUACACUGAAAAGUUGGCAUCACAGAAUAGAUUGCACUCCACUCGUAUACAGUAUCUGUUUCAAAUUGCUGAAGCUGAGGGUGUCUUUGCCACCAUUUUAGUCUAAAUACCAUGUGAACAAUUUUUCAGUGUAGUAAGCACAUUUUCCUUCAAUGUCGUAUUUUGCAUGGCUCCUGUUUUACAGCACGUUUAAUGUUAAAUUCCCUGUAAGAAAUGCAUAGGAAAACCUUUUAUUCUCCAUUUUAUUUUCAGGUAUUGAACACUCCUCCAGGAGCAAACUUGAGCAGUGAAACAAACAAGUCUUUCCCAAAAUCUCUGUUUAGUUUUUUAAUCACUUUCUUGCCUUCUUUGCAAGAGAACAAAUGCUAUAAUGUCUGCACCUAUAGCACUGUCCUUGUCAUACAAAUGGUGCAGAUUAGGCUCUAAUGCUGACUCGGCAUGAUGUCAGCAGGGGAGCCAGCAUACUCAGAAAAGCUUCCUGAAGUUCGUGAAAUCUGGAACUCUUGUGUAUAUUUUCUUUGGAGGACAUUUCAGUUCCUCUAACCGCGUUCCAGUUACUUGCCACCUGUAUGUUUCAGGCAAUGUUAAUAAGUAAGGUUAUUUCUUCACUCUUGUUCUCUUGAACUUAAAUGUGUGUCGCACAUUAAAAGGAACUGUGUGAUUGUUGCAGAUUAGACUAAUUACAGUGGUUCUUAUGCUGUGGCUCAGAGACCUUCAAUGUUCUAAAAAUCUCUCUCUCCUGAGUUGCUGAUUCCAGUAAUUCUGACAACCAAGGGUUGGAGAGGUAGUGUUUUGGAAGAACAAAAGUGUGUCCAAGGGACAAAUGGACAGCAAAAUGCAAAUAACCUAAAGCACCAGCAGUGUAUGUGGCCUAGUUAGCUAAUUUCUUGUAAGAACUGCAUAUGCAUGUCAUAUUCAUAGACUCUAAAUGUACACAUAGGUACACAUUUAACACAACCUGCUGGAUCAGGUUGAUUGUUUUUUUAAAUACAGACUAAUGGGGAAUCAUUCAAGAUUCCCUCCCCCUGCAAAUGUGAUCUGAAAUUGGACACUGAUUUUUAGUCUUAGGCUUUGCUUUUUCAGGUGUAUCAAAUAAUGCAUGAGAAGCUUCCUCAGUUUGGGUUGACCAGAGAACUCAAAGGGACAAAUUGCCUUGUUGCAUAGACACACCUGAUGGAAGCGAACUCUCGCCCUGAAUCGAGAUGGUGCCGAGGCGCAUGCCUGACAGUAAGAACAUGAGUAGUUCCACUAAAGACAGUUGGGAUUGAUUAUGUGCUUAAAGUUACCCCCAUGAUGAAAUCCAUUCCUGAAACAGAGCUGUAGUAUUUCCAUCAUGUCAUUCUAGUGCUGGAGGGUGUGGGGUCUAAAGGGCUUUGUCCCUCUAUGGAACAAGCAUGGCAUAGGGUUUAAGGGGAGUAGCUAUUCCCCUUAGUCCUGUCCUUCUGUGUCCCUCCCUCCACAUGGUCCUCACACACACAAAAUGCCCUUAGUUGGAUCCUAGGGACUGGGCCUGGUGCAGCUGAAGCAGGUCUCCUAUUUCCACAUGGCAGGGAACCCCCUUCUGUGCAGACCUGCCUUAGGUGAUCUAAAUGUGGGCAUGUUUAUAGUACAGAUAUGGUUUGUAUGGACCAUUGUUGUUAUGUUUUCAAUUGACCUUAUGGUAAUUUUCACAAUAACUGAGCUAUAUCAGAAAUCAUUUCAUUUAGGAUAGUUAUAUAGGCACAAAUCCUCAGAUAGAAAGGUAAGCCAUGUUCUUUUCUUCAACUAACCUGAAACUUCGUAUAAAUGCAGAAGUAUAGCUUCCAGAUUCCAGCUGGGUCACUGGGAAAGGGGUUCUUUGGCUGUAAAUAAUUUUUCAUUAUGGCUCUUAAAAUUAUAAGAAGCAAGAAUCCAACAUAUGAACGUACAAACAGCUGCUCUUACAUCUAGUAUCAUUAUUUAGUCUCCUGCACAUGACGGCUUUGUUUUGUAUAAUUAAAUACUAUUAUAAUUUUAUUAGAAAGAAAUAAGUUAAAAUGUUGAGUUAUAAACAGAAUGAUGAUAAAGAGUUCAUUAUUUUAUUAAUGUGGGAUAUAAAAGAUAUUUAAUGGAAACAUCUGCAAAAUUGUGUAGUGGUGGAGAAAAUCAUAAUACUUGUGGGUUUGUGUUUAUUUCUAAGAAAAUCAACGAAGCUGGUGGAGUUUUCCCUAUACAAGCUAUUCUCAUAAAUUUGAAAUACUGAAGUAAAACAGUCACCUGAAAGCUGUCCUUGUAACCAGGGUUAUUCUGAAAAAUAGGGGGGAAAGUUAAGAUUAAGUGGCCUUAGAUUAAUCCAUGCAGAAGUCAUUGGUAUUUCAGGUAAGGGUUUCUAACAAGUCACUGUCCAGUUGUAUUUCAUAAAUAACAUGUUAGAAUCCAGUCGGUAUCAAUGUAAGAUGAGGACUGGGUCUGUGAAUUUGUUUUUCAUUUGCCAACAGGCACACAAGUUUUGUUAUACAUUUUGAUAAUUAUACUGCUCUCUUUAUUUAUAAUAAGUAUAUGAAAUACUAGAUUAUGUAUAAAAUGAUUGUGAUUAUAUGAAGUAUUCUUAAUAACAAAGAUAUUUUUCUUA